Cladocopium goreaui is the source of this 2694-nucleotide messenger RNA. The record is from the annotation of a GenBank genome assembly. NCBI's taxonomy places the organism in Eukaryota, Dinophyceae, Suessiales, Symbiodiniaceae.
AUGCCUGAAUUCCGUUGGAAGCGGGCGAAGGUCGAUCUUACCACUGAUUCUGCUGUGUGUCCCAUUCAAACCCUGUUGAAGCCGGGAUGUGCUCUAGCACCUUUAAUUCAAUGGCUCUCAGAUUUGCUGGAGAGUCCAUAUGAUUGGCACUUUCUUCAUGCCGCUUCCAGUUCAUUGCACCAUCUCAAAUCUCAGAUGCAGAAAUGUGCCGCACGCUUCAAAGAUGACAUGAGGAAGUGGGAUGUCACACGGCUGUCAGCAGAAGCAGCGAAAGAUGCCCCUGACGGCGAUCGUAUUCUGUUUUUGGGAUCCACUAUGGGACACUCUUUGCGCAUGGCCCAAGAGCUCUUGACGACCUUGCAGCUCUGCAUUGGGAAGGACCGUGUGGUUGGGUGGAGACAAAAAAAGGGCGGGAGUAUUGGCUGGUCCCGGGUUGCGGAGAACCUCACAAAUGUUCAGAUAUUUGGUGAAAAUCGAGAAGACAAGUGGAGCCCAGAACUCAUUGACCGUGGGGUUCUGGGGCAAGUGGUGACACUGAUGGAGCGAUAUCCGGACAGUCCACAGGUGCAAAAAUCCUGCUGUGCUCUGCUGUGGGCAUUAGAUCUUCCAUUGAACCAUGCCCUGUUACAGAAAUGUUGUUUCCUGUUGGUCGAUGCCUUGCAGGCAUGUCCUCAGGAGGAUGUGCAAAAAUAUGCUAUUCUGGCGAUUCACCGACUGCAACGGCGCCAUGACUUCUGGCUCUUCUCUGUUGAAACUGUUCAUGCAGUCCUGCAGGCAAUGCAGAACCCGUCCUCACGUCUUCAAGAAGUUGGGCUGAAAGCCUUGGGCUGCCUCAUUCAACAUGUGCCGUCUGAGGAUGAUGCAGAUGGGAUGCUUCUUGCCGCCCUCAUGAAAGCAGCAAGCUGUCUGUCACAGUCAAAGCCCCAGCUAUUGAACGUGGUUUGGCACGGCAUUGUCAAGCGCUUGGAACGUGGAGAUUGCGUGGACGAAUUCCUGAAGCACAAAGGUCUCAAGAAAAUCUGCAAGACGCUUCACCACUUCCAGGGACACGAUCCACACAGCCGCGGUGGCUUGCUCAGAAUCACCUUGUCAAAGGCUUGGAAGAUUGUUUGCAAGGAGGCUGCUGAACAGGUGAUGGAGCUGCAUGUUGAGAACAUUCUGGGAGCCUUGGAACGUGAUCAAGUCAGAUAUUCUGUGAUGAACAAUUAUUGUAUCGCUUUCGGACAUCUCGCACAGCAGUCGGAUUCCUGGCAAGAAUGGCUCUUCAGCAACGGAGUUGUUCGUGUCAUUGUGAGAUACAUGGAAGCUUUGAAGGAUGAAGAUGAAAAUCUCGGAUGUAACGAGUCAAAGCUUGACAAAGGGCUCUCCAGCUGCAGUUUUGCGCUCUCCAAUUUGUACCCUUGUCAAAAGCAUUCGCUCCGUGCCAUUCGUCUAAUUUUGUGGGCGAUGAAGCGAUCCAAAGAGGAAGCCAUUGCACUGAAUGGAGCCAUGUUUUUGUCAAAGCUGAGUGCAACUGAUGUGGCCAAGGCCACCGCUCUUGAUGCGUGCGAAACACUGGCAGCAGCAAUGGCUGCUCGUGAUACUGGUAAGAUGCAGUUGGAAGGAUGCCGGGCUUUGUUGAAUCUUUUUCAGAGCCAACCAAACAAAGCAAGGCUCGCAGCGGUUAGCGGUGUCUCAAUGAUAUUGAAUGCCAUUGAACAGUUUCCAGAAAGCAUGCGUAUCAAGACUGAAGGCCAGAAGCUACUGGCAAGCAUGAGCGAAGAUAUCGCUGCAGUGGCUCUAGCGCCAGAGUUGCGUUUGGUGCAGCUGCCAAAUAGCUCCCUCAGGCUAAAGCGGUGGAUCCAAAGACGGUUGAGAUCCACACAACCAAUACCUUCGCCAGGAGUCAUCUUGACGAUCUAUGUAACUGUAGGCUGCGCGUUUUUGCUGAUAGGGGUAGUGCUACACUUCACCUAUCAGGCGGUUGUGGAAUUGCGCCACGACUACACCGAUGAGAUAGUUGAUCAGAAUGGUGUAGUUUCCUUCGAGAUAACUGUGGACCGAGACAUGGAGAAACCAAUCUGGGUUUUCUACGAAUUGUCUGGAUUCCACCAAAAUCACCGGUUGUACGUCGAUAGUAGGGACGAUUCUCAGCUCAUGAGCCCUGACUACGCAAGAAGUCAAAAGCCACAGGCCUGUCAUCCAAAGAUUGAAACCGCUGGCCGAGGCACUGACUACCCUUGCGGCUUAGUUGCAUCCACGGUAUUCAACGAUACCUUUCACGUAGCGCAUGAAAGCCCUGAUGGCAGUUUCAGUCGCUUGGAGGUGGAUAGCAGAGCGCCAUCGAUUGCCUGGACGGGCGAUCUGAAGCGCUUUGUGAAUUUGGAUCCCGAGGCACCAAGCUGGCAAAAUCCAAGCCUGCAGAAUCAGCACACAUUGAAUAUGUGGCUGCUUAGUUAUUUUCCGCCGGUGACGUGUCAGCAGGUGAUGCUUGGGCCAAGCAAUCCUUUGGUGCCAGUAAAGGUGGCCACAAGGAUGGACAACACAGAUGGGCCCCCAAGGGAAGUCCCAGACUGUACUGGCUACACGGGAAGUAGCCCAAGCUGCAACUUCACCAUGGCCGGGCAGAGCGGGCAGAGCUUUGAAUGCUCUGCGCCAAGCUACGAGAAGAAAAUCGUGGAGGAGCCAAACAAAACGACCCAGAAAAACAUGUGA